AUGACAUCAGCAGAUGACUGGUUUUUCCAGUCUAGAGAAUUCAGAGAGGGAGGGGGAAAAAAAUCACUGAUCAGGGAGGGCAGCUGGGAAUCUCUGAACCCAGCCAUCAGGGCCAGGGUUGAAAGCACGGCCAAUGUCAGGGACCAGGACCGGGACCUGCGGGCUGGCUCCGGGGCGGACAGACGCGCGCGGGGAGCGCUCCUGCCCCGCCAGCUCUGUCCCCUUUCCGAUCGCGGAGCCGGGUCCUCCCAGCCACUGCGCGAGCGCGGUGGCCCGCUGCCACCGCGCUUUUCACCUAGUGCAGGCGGCCUGAUUUACUGGCGACUUCACAAAGCUCCCCGACUCCUCGCUGGAGCCUUUUGCAGGGCUCUGUUCUCGCCUGGAGGAGCGGCCCCUGGAGAAUCCGGUGGAGCAGCUUGCUUCGAGGAGCCGGGAGGGAAACUGUGCCAGCCUGAGACAUGGUUUUCUGAGCAGGAGGCAUCUCAGAGUUUGUCAGCUUGCCACGGAGCUGCACAUUUGGCCAGCAGGGUCUUCGUGAGUCAUGAGCUCCACCGCAGCCCAGAGCUGCCCGAAAUGCAGCUCUUCUCCAGACUUACCACAGGAACUGGGGGUGCCUCCACGUUUGGAAAGCUACCUUGUACCCUGUCCACACUCAAUAAAUGCUGCUUAAUAGUGACAAUGGGGGUGUGUGUUCCAUCUCCCUUUUCUCCUGAACGCCUCUAUUUAGGGAGCCACAAAUGUUUCCCCAAGUAAUUUAUUCCAUUGCUUGACUGGCUGCACAGUCAAAAGAAAUUUUUCCUACCGUCUCCCUUGAAUGUUUCCAUAUUCUGA
Molecule: messenger RNA, 831 nt
Organism: Balaenoptera acutorostrata (minke whale)
Lineage: Eukaryota; Metazoa; Chordata; Mammalia; Artiodactyla; Balaenopteridae
Exons: 3
Coding region: 1-753 (250 amino acids)
Source: RefSeq, a predicted model, not a curated record